UCGCGAGUCAUGGCGACCACAGCAUCUAAUCAUUACAUUACGAGCGGCAACAUCCUCACCUCCAACUCCAUCGUGCACGCCGAGCCGGGGAGCAUGCAACAAGGCACAGCCUACAGGGAUGCACAAAAACUGGUCCAGAACGAUUACAUGCAGAGCAACGGGCACCCUCUCAGCCAUGCUCAUCAAUGGUUAACGGCGCUCUCGCACGCCGAGGGAUCCCCGUGGUCGGCCGGCGUGGCGGCCAGUCCGCUCGGCCAGCAAGACAUCAAACCCGCGGUGCAGUCGGGGAGGGACGAACUCCACAGCGGGGGCACCUUGCACCACCGGCCGCCUCAUAUGGUGCACCAGCAUGGGAACCACCACGGAGCGUGGGGCAACACAACUUCAGCUCACAUCCCCAGCAUGGCAUCCAACGGGCAGAGCCUCAUCUACUCGCAGCCGGGCUUCACGGUCAACGGCAUGAUCAACCCGGCUUCGACUCAAGGUAUGCACCACGGCUUGAGGGAAGGCCACGACGACCACCACCACGGCGACCACAGCCAACACCACCAGCAGCACCCGCCGCCGCACCACCACCACCCGCACCAGCACCAGGGUCACGAGCACUCGGACGAGGACACUCCUACCUCGGACGACCUGGAACAGUUCGCCAAGCAGUUCAAGCAGAGGCGGAUCAAGCUCGGAUUUACCCAGGCCGACGUGGGACUCGCUCUUGGGACGCUGUACGGCAAUGUCUUCUCGCAGACUACCAUCUGCAGGUUUGAGGCGCUCCAGUUAAGCUUUAAAAACAUGUGCAAACUCAAACCGUUGUUGAACAAGUGGCUGGAGGAGGCCGAUUCGUCGUCCGGGAGCCCCACCAGCAUAGACAAGAUCGCUGCCCAGGGCAGGAAGAGGAAAAAGCGGACCUCUAUAGAGGUGAGCGUCAAGGGGGCCCUGGAAAGUCAUUUUUUGAAGUGCCCAAAGCCCUCGGCCCAGGAGAUCUCCACUCUGGCGGACAGUCUGCAGCUGGAGAAGGAGGUGGUUAGGGUUUGGUUUUGUAACAGAAGACAAAAAGAGAAACGGAUGACUCCUCCUGGAGGAGCCCACCCCGGAGCCGAGGAUGUAUAUGGGUCCAGGGACACCCCGCCGUCACAUCACGGAGUUCAGACUUCUGUACAGUGAAUGCGCUCCCCCACACGCUCUCUGUUCAUUUAAUUUGUUCUUUUCUUAAACGAACAGUUUAAAACACCGGACUAUCGUUGCGGUAGAACAUGUUAAUGAUGUGGUUUUGACCUAUACAGACGGAGCUGGCGGGCAAAUGGAGUGAGUAUAUAAAUAAUAACAGAGGCACUGAUUAUACAUACCGUUAGAAAGCUGUGGGGAGAGGCACUGACUGUCCAGGAUAGAGCAGAGCGGCGCCCGGAAAAAGGCUGCUGGCAUUGUUAAUGUGUCAGGUAGAAGAGGGUUGUGUGUGUGUGUGUGUGUGUGUGUGUGUGUGUGUGUGUGUGUGUGUGUGUGUAAGCAAGCCAGAGGGAGAUUUGGCCACAGGAGCUGCAGUUUUGAUUGUUACACGAAAAGCUAAAAGGGGCAAGGAAAUUCCAAUACACUGCUCUCCGGACUAGCCACCAUUUGCGGGGUUUGUUUCAAAGAAAAUCCCGACCGAGUGGGAGACAUUUCUCCGAGGCGCUGAAUUGUACAAGACAAGAGGCAGUGUAUGUGAGCAGAGAAUAGGCUGUGUCAGUCAAGCGGAGAGGGACCUCAGCUCAAACGAUACAGUUCUCGCUGGGAACUGAAGUUGGGAGCUGCGAAAUUGCAAACAGAACAAAUCCACAUAAACACAAAGAAGUAAAUAAAUAAACUAUAAAUCGAUACAUUUCAGGCGCUAUAAAGUAUUACAGAUCACGACUCAAAGUUUUACCCCCCAUGUUUAAUAAAAACUAAUUCCGGUGGCAAGAAACACAAUACAUUUGAUAGGAGAGGACGAUUACAAAUAUGCUAGCUAGCGUCUUCACGCCUUGAAUUAGCACUGUACUAUAAUGAAAUAAUAAAAUUGCAGAGUCAAAAUGUUGUAGUUUCUGCCACAUUUUUUUCGAAAAAAUAUAUUGCAGUAUAAAACAUUGUACUUAUUAAAUGUGCGUCUACAAUCUUAACAUAAAAGCAAUCCCCAGUCGGAUAAAAUGAAACAAAAAAAACCUUUAAAACAUAUCAGUAUAUUGCGCUUUCUUACAAAGAACAUAUCCAAACAUUCAAAAUUCUAGAAAAGGUGUGUACAUAUUUGAGAUAUUUUGAUGUGGUGAUAUGAUUGUAAUUUAACCGCAGUUAUAGCGAUUCCUAAAGACAAUAAAAUUUAGUAAGGUGUUAGAGAACAUUUAAAAAUAUAUUUAAGAAGAACGCCGGGUCAGAUAGGUUGGUACAGACAGAAGUAACCCUGAGACACGAACUAAAUUCUGUGUCGGUUCGUUUAGUAAAACGCAGUGAAAGUGGAAGACUUUGUUAGAACCUUUUCUCCCAGGUUUAUGGAGAGCGGUUAUCAUGCACAUCUUAUACCACUAUGUAAAUAUGUUACAUAAAUUUGUCUUUUGAAUUGAAGAAGAUAAACAUAAUCUGAAUGAUUUUUUCCUUGUAUACAUUUUUCCAUAAUGCUGCCCAGGGAAUUUUACUAUCAUUUUCACGUGGCCUGCCUCAAUGUAUUUAUUUCUUUUAAAGAAGUUCUGAAAACUGUUUCUUCUGUAGUUUUAAUUGAUUAGAUGUUAUAUGUGGGAUGUAAAAUUUUCGUUAUGCUCCCCCCCCCCGUUUCUCUUUGAAAGAUUGUUUUUGGUACCUUUCAAUGUGUCUUGUGCAGAUAAAAGAAGAAAA
This is a messenger RNA of Mobula hypostoma (lesser devil ray), 2835 nucleotides long. RefSeq names its product POU class 3 homeobox 2b (gene pou3f2b). The record is from RefSeq and is a predicted model, not a curated record. Gene Ontology annotation, molecular function: DNA-binding transcription factor activity, RNA polymerase II-specific; RNA polymerase II cis-regulatory region sequence-specific DNA binding. Gene Ontology annotation, biological process: regulation of transcription by RNA polymerase II; brain development. Lineage: Eukaryota; Metazoa; Chordata; Chondrichthyes; Myliobatiformes; Myliobatidae. The coding region runs from base 10 to 1161 and encodes 383 amino acids. Gene Ontology annotation, cellular component: nucleus. The transcript has a single exon.